This is a messenger RNA of Labrus mixtus (cuckoo wrasse), 4825 nucleotides long. It is a transcript of the gene mpripb, whose product is annotated as myosin phosphatase Rho interacting protein. Bases 749 to 4093 code for a protein of 1114 amino acids. Gene Ontology annotation, biological process: actin filament organization. Lineage: Eukaryota; Metazoa; Chordata; Actinopteri; Labriformes; Labridae. Gene Ontology annotation, cellular component: actin cytoskeleton. The record is from RefSeq and is a predicted model, not a curated record. The transcript is spliced from 24 exons. Gene Ontology annotation, molecular function: actin filament binding.
UGUGUGUGAGUGAGUGUCCGCUCCCCCUCGCUCCUUUGGGAAAGAAGAAAAUAAACGUCUCGCUGCUAACAAGGCUAGUUAUGGACCCGAACCCUGAACGACCGGCACGGAGCUGCUCCCCCUGCAAGCAGCGGGUCUAACACGGGACCGGCUCGGAUUACCGGAUAUAUAUAUUUAAAAUAUUUAUUUAAAAGUUAAUAGACACGAGCCAGGACGAGAUUUCAUGAGCUAUCUGCGAGCUAGCUCCCAGCGCUAACCGUGGCUACACUGGAUGAAGUUCGCAUGGACUGCCUGCUCCUCCGGGGACAGGGUCCUGCUGUCUGAGCCGGGUCCACCUCCACAUGGGAGUCUGCUGUUACAGAAGGGACACCGUCUCAUGGGAGCUUAAAGGAGGUACCUGUGCGCAGGUGUUGUUUGCGUGGCCAUUACAUUAUUGAUGUGUAAAUCCACGGGAAGCUAACAGGAUAUUAGCCUCCUCGCUUUGUGGGAGCAGGCCAUGGACUGAGGGACUGAGGGAGGGGAAGCCCGGCUUAAUGGCAGCUAAUUAUUUAUCAGGAGCCAGCGAUUGGAUAGACACGAAGAAGAGUUUAAUUUGAACCUUUUAUCCCCGAACUAUUCGAUAUAUUUUAUCACAUGAAAAUGCGUCGGAGUCGUGGAGCUUUGUCGGGAUAAAAAGUCUCAGAAGAAAAGAGAGGAGGAUUACAGCUUCAUUGAUAAAAGUCCUGCACGUAUACAUCAGUUUUUAAAGAUGUCUACCGCUAAAGAAAACCCCUGCAGGAAAUUCCAGGCGAACUUCUUCAAUAAAAGCAAAUGUCAGAACUGCUUCAAACCCCGAGAGCUGCAUCUGCUGACCGACCAGGACCUGACACAGGCUAAACCUAUUUAUGGCGGAUGGCUGUGUUUGGCCCCCGAAGGGACCGACUUUGACAAUCCCAUGCAGAGAUCUCGGAAAUGGCAGCGGAGAUUCUUCGUGCUGUAUGAACACGGCUGCCUGCGCUUCGCUCUGGAUGAGUCGCCGAGCACGCUCCCUCAGGGCACGGUGAACAUGAACCUGUGCACGGACGUCAUCGACGCCGAGCCGAAGACGGGCCAGAAGAACUCCCUGUGCAUCAUCACACCUGAGCAGGAGUACUUCAUCCGAGGAGAGAACAAGGAGAUCAUCAACGGGUGGAGCGACCAGCUGGUGGUGUACCCCCGCACCAACAAACAGAACCAGAAGAAGAAACGUAAGGUGGAGCCGACCACCUCACAGGAGCCCGGUCCAGCCAAGGUGGCGGUGACGGGCUCAGGUAUCCCCGAGGCCGAGAAGGUCCCAGACUCCAGCUCCAUCAUCUGGCAGGAGGAGCUGAACCAGAGGGAGGCCGAGGGGGCCGCAGUCUGGGCCGCUGCAGACCUGCCUCCAGGAUCACCGCUGCCCCCUGCAGGAGACGGAGGGUCUGCAGCUCCAGGUUCUGAUGCCGGGUCAGUGAACGGGGAAGAGGUGGACCGGAGUGGCUUUCCUCUCCAUGGCUCCGCCCCUCAGCCCCCUAGCGACCUGCUCUCCCCGACGGGCUCCUGCUCCAGCCUGGGGGGCCUCCCCCGCUGCCUCUCUCCGGCCCCCAGCGACCCCUUCCCCUCUGGUAGCUCCCUGCUCUCUAACGGCUCCCACAUCAGCGGCUCGGUCAGCUCGCUGGACUCUGACGCCAGCGGCAGCACGGUGACCAGCACCGAAAGCCACCCCGCCCACCAGAGGGGAGGCCACUCCCACAGCCACCACGACACGCCGCGGUCCAGGAGGCUGGAGGCCGAGGCCAGGAAGGCGGAGAAAAGGAGCCGAUACAGGAGCCCUGACAGGCAGGAGAGGGAGGCGGUGCUCAGCCCCGAGAGGAGUCGCUCCGGUGUGAUUGAGAAGUUGGAGGCGUUGGAGCUGGAGAAUCAGGAGAAGAUGGAGGUGGAGGAGACGGUGAGGGGCGGAGCCAGACAGGGCCGCAGCGAGCACCGCCACUUCCACAGAGAGGAUCAGAGGAGUGAUGUGGGUCAGGGUCUGGAUUUCCCCUCCACCCUGCCCCCUCUGAGGAGAGCCAAGUCCCUGGACAGGAGGACCACGGAGUCCGUGAUGACGCCGGAUUUACUGAACUUUAAGAAAGGCUGGAUGGUGAAGCUGGACGAGCAGGGACAGUGGAAGAAGUUCUGGUUUGUUCUGACCGAUCACAGCCUCAGAUACUACAAGGACUCCAUCGCAGAGGAGGCCUCUGACCUUGACGGAGAGAUCGAUCUGUCCACCUGUUACAGCGUCACUGAGUAUCAGGCUCAGCGUAACUACGGCUUCCAGAUUCAUACUCAGGAGGACGUGCACACUCUGUCGGCCAUGACAGCAGGAAUACGCCGGAACUGGAUCCAGGCGGUGAUGAAGAACGUCAGACCGUCCACGGCUCCAGAUGUGGCGAGCUCCACAGAGGACCACGGCUCGUUCUCUCCUCUGGAGGGUCUGGUUCGGCCCGACGUCACCCAGGACUCCCCCUCCUCCGAGGCCUCGUCUGUGGAGAGGGAGCCCGCCCCGGGGAAGCCAAAGAGCCGGGCGAGAGAGCGCAGGAGAGAGGGCCGCUCGAAGACGUUCGACUGGGCGGAGUUCAGGCCGAUCGCUCAGGCUCUGGCCCAGCAGAGAGCUCAGGAGGCGGAGAGCCUGCAGGCGGAGCUGGGAGAGCUGGAGAGGAACCGCAGGAGGGAAGAGAGGAGGAAGAGGUACGAGUCGGCGUCCAGCGAGAACUCGUCCGUCAGAGACGGGGGCGGAGAGGUAGUGGUGGAUCCUUUAGAGAGGCAGCAGCGGGUGGAGGAGGUGAUCGAACAACACUGGCAGCAGGUGGAGAAGACGCCGUUACGGGAGGAGAGGAGGGUCCCUCUGCCCGCCACGAUGCACAGCAGAGAGACGGCAGACCUGGAUCAGCUGCUGGAGAGCUACAAGCAAGGGAUGGAGGAGCUGAAGGUCCAGCUGGAGAGCUGUCACCACCAGCUGCUCGACUCCAACAAGCACAAGCAGGACCUGGAACUGCAGCUGAGGACGGCACUGGAGAGAGAGCAGGACGUGCGUGUGGGUUACAUCUCCCCGCUGGAGCCCCCUUUGGGUCUGGAGGCUGAAGUGACGCCCCAGAUGAAGAGGCCUGAACUGGCCACCUGUGAGCGAGGCUUUGCAGCGAUGGAGGAGUCCCAUCAGAAGGUGAUCGACGAGCUGCAGAGGAAACACCAGAGGGAGCUGGAGAACCUGCACGAGGAGAAGGAGAGGCUGCUGGCAGAGGAGACUGCAGCUACUAUCGCUGCGAUCGAGGCGAUGAAGAACGCCCACCGCUCAGAGCUGGUGAAGGAGCUGGACAAAGCUCGCAAGGCCAACAGCAACAACGAAAAUGCAGACAUCGAGGAGAUCCGCAGGCUGCACGAGGAGGAGUUGUGUUCGUUCCACCGGGAGAUCGAGGUCUUGUCGGAGCAGUACUCACAGAAGUGUCUGGAAAACGCUCACCUGGCUCAGGCGCUGGAGGCCGAGCGUCAAGCCCUCAGGCAGUGUCAGCGAGAGAACCAGGAGCUCAACGCACACAACCAGGAGCUGAACAACCGUCUGGCUGCAGAGAUCACGAAGAUGCGUUCGAUGACAUCAGAGGAUGGAGGCGGAGACUCGAACACCACGAUCCAGGGCAAAGAGCUGUACGAGUUAGAGGUGAUGCUGCGGGUGAAGGAGUCAGAGGUUCAGUACCUGAAGCAGGAAAUCAACUCCCUGAAAGACGAGCUCCAGGCUGCCCAAAGAGACAAGAAGUACGCCACAGAUAAAUACAAGGACAUCUACACGGAGCUGAGUAUCGUCAAGGCCAAAGCGGAGCGGGACCUGGGCCGGCUCCGAGACCAGCUGCAGCUCGCUCACGAGGCGCUCGGGGAGCCGACGCUGGAGGAGGUGGAGCGAGGAGGAUACGACAUCAUGAAGUCCAAAAGUAACCCCGACAUCCUGAAGAUGGCGGCUGCAGCGGCCAAACGCUCGGAGAGAACCAUGAGGUCAAAGAGUCUGAAGGAGGGGCUGACGGCCGAGCAGAGACUCCACCUGUUCGACAACAAAGACACCAAGGAGUUCUGACAGCGACGCUUCACGUCCGCCUGCAUGUUCAAGGCCACCUUAUAUUUUAGCUCUGUACUGACUCAUUUAGAAACACUACACACUGGUCACAAACACAUCGUAUGUUAUUGAGAAGAUGAAGUUUGAAUUUCUAGAUGUUUGCAUUCCAUGCACUUCAGUUAACUGUGACGUUUUGUCUUACUGUAAAUAUUCUGAUUUUAAACUCUGACUGUGUAAGCUACUGUUUUAACUCUAGACUGUUGCUAGCCAAAGGCAGGAAUGUUACGAUGACACUUCAUACUGACCCUACAGGAGCCAGCGUGGCGUUCAGGCGUGCACGUUAGCGCUCCGAUGCUCCGAUAACCUGCAGCACAGGCGGCAGAGAGAAACGAGCUCGUCUGCAUCUGGAACAAACAGCCGCCAUGUUCCUCCAUCGCCCGACUCCCACACUAACACCCGGAAGGUUCUCGGAUCCGUCUGAGACCGGCACGGACGCGUUCACUGAUUCUAAUUUAAUUUUAUAUAUAAGAAAGUUUAUAUCGAGUGUGUUUGUUUUCUCUCGCUGCAGUCGUGGGCGGAGCCAAUGAGGAGGAGGGGUGGAGCUGUAGUCUGUUCAGUCCCUUUGUAUUUAUUGAAGCGGUUGGGAUCUUUUCUUUCACAUUCCCAUUCCUCUGUACUCUAUUAUUGUAAAUAUAAAGCAAAUAUACACCAACUGACUACAAGUUUAUUAGCAAUAAAUAUUUUUGCACCCUU